This is a messenger RNA of Cyphomyrmex costatus, 2876 nucleotides long. RefSeq names its product SURP and G-patch domain-containing protein 1. The transcript has 9 exons. Gene Ontology annotation, cellular component: nucleoplasm. Gene Ontology annotation, biological process: RNA processing. Gene Ontology annotation, molecular function: RNA binding. The coding region runs from base 186 to 2804 and encodes 872 amino acids. The record is from RefSeq and is a predicted model, not a curated record. Lineage: Eukaryota; Metazoa; Arthropoda; Insecta; Hymenoptera; Formicidae.
AAUGUCGACAUUGCUCGAUGAAAUAUGAAACUCUAUUGCGUGUGGCCGGACAUGAAUCUUUUAUAUUGGUCUCAUUGCACGAACUUAAGUUAAAAACAUUGAGAUACGUAGAUUCCUUUUCAAUCGUCCGCCCGUAAAAUCUUAUAGAGUCGCUCAUAGAUCGAGUGGCUAAACUGCUGACAAAAAUGGCGUAUCGUGGAGUAAAGGGUUCUGAUCCGUUUGUGUCAAAAACUUCGCGAAAUGAACGUUUCGCGCAGAUGUCAAAGCAAGAACAGAUCAUCCAACAGAAGAAGAUGGAAAUUCAAGCGAAACUGCAAGAACAAAAAGCGAAGGAAGCCGUGGAAUGCAUGAAGAAGUCUAGCUCGUCAGCUUCCACUACAACAACUAAUAAGGGCACUGCACCAAAGGAAGAUGAUGAAAAGCCUACUAUGAAUGUGUUUGCCAAUGAUGGCAGUUUCCUUGAUCAAUUUAAAAAGAUAGCCAAUAAAACAACUGUUAAACAAGAUAAAGAACAGGAUAAAGAAGAUAAGAGAAAAGAUGAGAGAAAUUAUGAAGCUGUUAGAGAGAAAGAUAGGGAAAGAAAGCGCAGCAAUGAAAAGAGUAGAGAUUGGGAUAGUAGACGCGAUCGCCGAAGGAACGAUACUCGAUGGGGAAGAAGUUCAGAUAGGAGACACAGUUCGUCGUCAAGCCCAUCGCCUACCAGGCGAAGAUCACCACCUAGUCCAGAGAUACGACAUAGCUACAGUCAAUCGCAAAAUGGACAACGCGCACAAUUUCAGAAUCAACAAUUCCCAAUUCAAAAUAACAACCAUGUCUCUUCUAUCCCGUCCCUCAUGUCCCAACCAGUGCAGAUGCAAAUGACAAAUAUACCGCCCCCGAAUAUAAGGAACUUGACACCAAAUAUUCCAUCUGCACAUAUGCAAAGGAUACCGAUGUCGAAAAAUUUUAGCAAUAAUUACACUAACAUAAAUGAGCAUUCUAAUAAUGUGAGAAUGCAAAUCGCGCCAUCGCAUAUCAUACGUCCUCCACCUCCCCCUCCUAUUCAGAGCAUUCCACCUAAUACAAAUGUUCCACCACCAAAUAUGCAAAUGUCUCAAGCUAUGCCAAUAUCCAAUUUGUCUUCACCAUCAAACGCACAACAGCAUAUUAUACAGAAUCAGCAACAAUGCAAUGUACCGCCACCAGGGUGCAAUGCUAAUUUGCAGCCUCCGAAUAUUCCUCCACCUAACAUACCACCUCCAAACAUUUUACCAUCAAUGUCCCAAAUGCCACCGACCAUGAUGCCUAUUACAGGCUCACAAACCAUUGUAGUAACGGUACCAAAUGUAGCUAAUGUUCCACCUCCAAAUGUGAUAACAUCUAUGAUAAUGUCAGGACCUCCGCCAGUUCAUACUGUCCCAUCAACGAUCAAUUCGGUUCCACCACCAAAUUUGAACAUCCCUCCACCAAACAUCCCGCCACCUAAUAUCAUUCCUAAUGCAGCACCAACGCGUGGUCUCAUAUCCAGCGGCUAUGCUCUUUCCAAUCAGGUACCUAUUUCGGUGGGCCCUCCUAACGUACAAAUACCACCACCCGUAAGACCACCGGCUAAUCUACAGAAUUCCGAACAACAAGUGUGUUUAGUAGAGGCUGAGCAGCUGGCACGAAUCGUGGCUGACUGUGGGGAUGAGAUAGAACAAGAAGUACGAGAGAAGAAUGCCCAAGAUCCUAAAUUAUGGUUUCUGCACCAAAAGCAAAGUGCAGCGUAUCUGCAGUACAGGGGAUUGGUUUCAAAAUUACGGGCGGAGAAACCAGAUAAAGAUAAGAAGAAUACUGGUGCAGAACUUUAUUGUCCAGAAGAAGCUCUUAGUGACAAUGAUGAGGAUAAAUCUCAGAAAUCUCAUUUAAUUCCACAUGCAGAUCAGUCAAAGGACGAUAAUAAAGAAGAACGGAAAAGAAGAAAACGUAGUCGCUGGGGUGAUCCAGACAAUAAGGUUCUUGUUACAGAAACAAAUAUAUCUUCUGGUAAUAGAUCAGGUGCUGUACUUCCGCAACCUGGUAUAGCUAUACCAGGACAAAUUGGACAACCUGCAGUCAUAAUACCUUCUCCGUCAAAGAGACAACAAGUUAAAUCAAAAAAUCCGAUGCUUACCAAAAUUUCACGUAAUGAUCCUGCACUUAUCCACUAUGCGAGACAAACGUUUGGAACGCUCGAUUUAAGCGAAGAACAAUGGAAAAAGGCAGAGGAUCAUUAUAAGAUAAAUCUUUUAUACCAAAAUCUCUUGAAGAAAAGAGAAGAAGUGAAACGUUUGGAAGCACAAGGGAAACAUAAAUACGAGUACGACAGCGACGAAGAAACAGAAGGAGGAACUUGGGAACACAAACUGAGGUCCGCUGAAAUGGAAGCGACACAGAUGUGGGCCGAGGAAUUAACUGCGCAAGCGGAAGGCAAACAUCAUAUUGGCGAUUUUCUACCUCCGGAUGAAUUAAAAAAAUUUCUGGAACAAUAUAAUGCUGUGAAGCAAGGCAAAGAACCCGACUUGAGUGACUAUAAAGAAUACAAGUUAAAGGAGGAUAACAUAGGAUUUCAAAUGUUACAAAAGCUUGGAUGGAGUGAAGGACAAGGGUUGGGCAGUGAGGGUAGUGGUCGUAUUGAACCAAUUAACAAAGCAACAAAUAGACUCGAUAGUGCUGGUCUAGGAUCUGAAAGACCAGAUGGAGUAUCUAGAGAUGAUGAUGAAUUUGAUGCAUACAGAAAACGGAUGAUGCUUGCGUAUAGAUUUAGGCCUAAUCCAUUAAAUAAUCCAAGAAGACCUUAUUACUAAAAGCUAAAAUACAUUAUUACUAAACUAGUAUUCCUUUUAUUACUGAACAGUAGUAGAUGCCUUUAUUUUGUA